This is a messenger RNA of Symbiodinium sp. CCMP2592, 1050 nucleotides long. The record is from the annotation of a GenBank genome assembly. Lineage: Eukaryota; Dinophyceae; Suessiales; Symbiodiniaceae.
AUGCUUGCCGCUGACAUCGAGUUCCUACGGACACGCAUUUGUGCUGAUCAAUUGGAGUUCGAUGUUGGAUCGUACGGUACUGCGGUAGCUGCGACGUAUGCCAACAUGUACCCGGAGCGAGUCGGCAAGAUCAUGCUUGCGUCCAGCAUGCCACCCGUGCCAGAAACCCUCACAUUCGCCAAGGGUAAUGGGAUGGCAAUGACGCAAGCCUUCGCGCAGUUGGAAAGGCUGUGCCUGGAGGGUCACUCGGAUUGCCAAGGCCACAGUUUUGACACGCAGAACGACUCCACGCUGACAGACCAGUGGCUCAGCCUGACCGAAACAAUUCGAGCAGGGCAGCUUACCGCGACGACCAAUAUGACCAACAAUCUAGGCGACUAUGUGCAGUUUCCGUUGACCAUUGGAUUGGUCCAGGGCUACCUCCAGGAAAAGAUGGGAGAUGCUGAAAGAUUCUCCGAGGUGUUCAAGAUCAUCCAGAAACUUGAAGAAGCAAACGAGCAGCAGAUCAUCGACAUCCUGGACUAUUACUGCAAACUCACAAGGGAGGUGGCAAAUGAAUCCACCACGAUCCGAACAUGGUACACAUACGGUGUCUGUGUUGGUGGGCAAUCGGUGGGCUCUGCGUUCAUAGCUGAACCUGCAAUCUUGGCCCAGGACUACUUCGGCCGUUUCGCAGUGGCACAGGGCAUGGAAGCCUACCGCGAUUUCAAAACAACGUGGAAUGAUGCCAUGGCCGUCGGCCCCUUUGUGGGAUUGUUCAGCGUGCUUUCCUCCUGGAAAGCCGAGGCCGUUCCUGUCCAGCCUGGCUUUCGAGCCGGCAUUCAGGCUGUGGCACUGGGCAACUUGUACGACCCACACACCCCGUUUAUUUGGAGCAAUCAGAUGCGGGAGUCAUUACCAGAUGGCGUGCAGAUCAUUUGGCAGGGUGGAGGACAUGGCGAGCAACAUAAUGACAAUAUGAAGGACUGCAAAGAUGCCAUAGACCGGUUCUGGCGAACUGGCAAGCUGCCGCCAGACGGCCUGACCUGCCGAACACCCAAGUUUCGGUGA